AUGGCGAACGAGGAGACCUCGUACUUCUUUCCACCAAAGUGGCAUUUCCAGCUUGGAGGGCCCAUCGCACUGGGCAGUAUCAUCGAAGAUUCAAGAAAGCCGCAAGCCUCACUCAACUAUGGAGAACCCAAUCCGCAGCCAUUACCAAAACCGACAGUGGACAUCACCAAGCCUAACUUCAAAGCGACCAUAGUGAUAGACACCUCAGUCUCCACAGGCAUCGGCACGUCGCUUCUCCAGAUCUUUGGCUUUGGUGUUGAUCUCGAUGCCGAGCGAGGAAGACGACGCGUGUACGAAAUAGAGGCGGAGCUGUUGAGAACUCAGGAGAUCGAGCCCGAACAGGAUUGGGUAAAAAAGGCCUUCGCAAAUGAAGAAGUGCAGCGAGUGUUGCGCAGGAACAAGUUUCGCAUUGACCUUUACAUGAUCACAGGCAUCAUGAGUGCCACAAAAGCAUCUGUGUGUACUGAUAGCGACCGUCGAGUCCUGUUCAACGCCAAGGUUGGUGUUGAUCUGACGGUAUCGACUGGAGGAACAGCGCCGUUGGGCGUCAAUGUGAAAGGGGGCACCAAAGUCGAACGAAGCACGAAAGCUUCAUUCGGAGCGUCCGAUUUCAUCCUCGGCUACCGCCUUCGGAAGAUCACUUAUGUCAAAUUCUCUCGCAAGAUUCGCAUGGAGGAUGUGCUGAAAGGCACGGUCCUCGAUGGCGAUGCCAAAGCGCCGAAACCUGAAACUGUCGACGAUAGCGAAUUCCUUCGUCUCGAGAACGAAGACAUAGGGGCUGAUGAGUUCGGCCUGAACUCGGCGAUUGCGCAAACCGAGGGGAACGAGCACACGCUAGCAUUCGGUAUUCCGGGAGAUGAAGAGUAG
This is a messenger RNA of Cyphellophora europaea CBS 101466, 867 nucleotides long. RefSeq lists its product as uncharacterized. The transcript has a single exon. The record is from RefSeq and is a predicted model, not a curated record. Lineage: Eukaryota; Fungi; Ascomycota; Eurotiomycetes; Chaetothyriales; Cyphellophoraceae. The coding region runs from base 1 to 867 and encodes 288 amino acids.